AUUGCCCAAGAUCUAGAGCAGAGAGCGCUAAAGAUGAAGAUGAAGAUGAAGAUGAACGCUUACAAGACGGCCGCUGCCGAGUCGGGAAUGGGAUCUGACUCCGGCAGCACCUCCUAUUCACGGGACCGCCGCCUGCGCAAGGAAAUGUCUCCGGACAAUGAGUCGUUACAGUCGGCUGACAGCGACGGCUCCGAAACGAGCAAAGUCAGCAUCACUAGCGCCCUCUCUACGCAGUCUGAGCGGCCGCGCGGAAACCGUAAACUCAGCGAAUUCAGCACAGAUAUGCAGCCUCCUCACUGA
This is a messenger RNA of Priapulus caudatus, 300 nucleotides long. Its product is annotated as regulating synaptic membrane exocytosis protein 2-like. The record is from RefSeq and is a predicted model, not a curated record. The transcript has 2 exons. NCBI's taxonomy places the organism in Eukaryota, Metazoa, Priapulida, Priapulimorpha, Priapulimorphida, Priapulidae. The annotation marks the transcript as partial.